Spirometra erinaceieuropaei is the source of this 1462-nucleotide messenger RNA. The record is from the annotation of a GenBank genome assembly. NCBI's taxonomy places the organism in Eukaryota, Metazoa, Platyhelminthes, Cestoda, Diphyllobothriidea, Diphyllobothriidae.
AUGGUGCGUCAACUUCACGACGGUAUGAUGGCGCCAGUCACGGACAAUCGAGCUGUCACAGGGGCAUUCACAGUGACCAAGGGAGUGAAGCAGGGAUGCGUUUUGGCGCCUACCCUCUUCAGUCUCAUGUCCUCUGCCAUGCUGAUGGACGCCCACCGUGAUGAACGCCCCGGGAUCCGCAUCGCGUACAGGACGGACGGUCACCUUCUCAAUCAACGGCGGAUGCACUUCCAGUCGCGCGUCUCCACAACCACCGUUCACGAACUUCUCUUCACCGACGACUGCGCCUCAACACCACCACGGAAGAGGACAUGCAACGGAGCAUGGACCUGUUCUCCGCCGCAUGCGAGAACUUCGGUCUGGUCAUCAACACGCAGAAGAGGGUGGUCAUGCAUCAAACGCCACCCAACACAGCCCCUCCCCUCGACGGGUCGCAAAUCAGAGUGAACGGAACCCAACUGCAAGUGGUGGACAGCUUCACAUAUCUGGGCAGUACCCACUCCCGCAGCACCAAAGUCGACGAUUAAGUGGCCCAUCGGAUCUCCAAGGCUGACCAAGUCUAAGGCCGUUUGCAAAGCGUAGUCUGGAAUCGCCACAGUCCCCAUCUCAACACCAAACUGAAAAUGUACAAGACGGUCAUCCUCCCGAUGCUGCUGUAUGGAGCGGAGACCUGGACGGUGCACAGGAAGCAGGCGCGGAGACUCAGUCACUUUCACCUCAGCUGUCUUCGACGGGUACUGAAGCUGAGAUGACAGGGCCGGAUACCGGACACGGACGUAUUGGAGUAGACGGAAAUUUUCAGCAUCUACGCCAUGCUGAGGCAACUCCACCUCGUACAGGUGGGCGACGAACGGUUACCCAAACGGCUCUUCUAUGGAGGUGUUGUUACGGGUUCCUGCCCCAAUGAGGCCAAGUCCGUCGCUACAAGGACACUCUGAAGACUUCCCUGAGGUUCGAGGCACCAAUCAGCUUUGUAGGACACCUUUGUAUCAACCGCAUCAGCCGGACUACGCCACUUGCCCUCUCCUUUUCCUACUCUGCCUCAUCCUUCACGCCGACGACGAAUAUUGGCCGCACUCCCGAAUCCCCACCACCAUCCUCCUCCUCCUCCUCCUCCUCCUCCUCCUCCUCCUCCUCCUCCUUUACUGCCUCAGCAUCCGCAAUGGCGGCUCCUGUGCCCACCACAGCGUACACAGUUCUCACACCACAAACAUCAGCCCCCACCAACGACUUUAUCGACGUGGACUCGACCCAUGCCUGUCCUCAUUGCGACCGCACCUUCACAUCACACAUCAGCCUGAUCGAUUACCUGCUAAUCCAUCGCACAGGACCGGUUGAACCAGUGCUUGGAGUAUCCGCAUGCACUCGCCGCAUUCGCCUCCACUGUCCGCACUGUCCCCGCACAUCUCACUCAACGCAUGGGUCUAUUCGGUCAAAUGCCUAUCCACGGGAGAGGAAUUGA